UAGCGUCAAUAUUCAGCGAUUCCUCUUCUACAGCGACCAAAUUAAGAUCUUUCCCUUUUCCCCUCGAUAAUGUCUUCUUCUUCUUCUGACGAUGACGAAGGAGAGUACGUCCCCAUCGCGUACCGGCCGGAGUUCCGAGAGACGAUGGAUUACUUUCGCGCUGUUUACAUCGCCGACGAGCGCAGCCAUCGGUCUCUUAGCCUCACCACCGAGGUUAUUCAUCUCAACGCCGGCAACUACACUGUCUGGCAUUUUAGGCGUCUAGUUCUUGAGGCACUGAAUGUUGAUUUAUGUCUUGAAAGGGAUUUUAUUGAUCGUCUUGCUGUGAGAAACUCCAAGAAUUAUCAGAUCUGGCAUCAUCGGCGGUGGGUUGCAGAGAAACUGGGAACAGAAGCUUCAGAGAGGGAGCUGGAGUUUACUAAGAAGAUACUUGAUCUUGAUGCUAAAAAUUACCAUGCGUGGUCGCAUAGGCAGUGGGUGCUUCAGGCCUUAGGCGGAUGGCAAAAUGAGCUUGCUUACUGUGACAAGCUGCUUCAGUAUGACAUUUUCAAUAACUCAGCAUGGAAUCAGAGGUACUUCGUGAUCUCAAGAUCUCCACUUCUAGGAGGCCUUCGAGCCAUGCGAGAAUCUGAGGUAGGUUAUACAAUCUUAGCAAUCUUAGCAAACCCUGAGAAUGAAAGCCCAUGGAGAUACCUACGAGGCUUGUACCAAGGCGAGACUGAACUUUUAGUAAGUGAUAAUCAAAUCUCAGAAGUUUGUCUCAAGAUCUUGAAGACCAAUCAGAGCUCCGUAUUUGCUCUCGGCCUUCUGUUGGAUCUCCUUUGCUAUGGCUUUCAGCCUUCUGGUGAAUUGAGGGGUGUUAUUGAAAGUUCAAGAAAUCUUGAAGCCGGAUCUGCAGAUUCCAAUUUAGCGACGAGCAUUUGCUCUAUUUUGGAGGCUGUUGAUCCUAUGAGAUCCAACUAUUGGGGAUGGCGCAGGAGCCGUAUCUCUUCUCAGGUUUGUUGAGGUGGUCAAGAACCUGUACUGGUGUUCAUUACUUCAGCUGUUCUUUAUGGGCUUCCAUGAUUCAGCGAUUAAUAUUUGCUCUUUGAGUGUGGACUUUUUAAACAAUGAAAUUGAAAUAUGUAUGUUCAUGGAAAAUGUGAUUGGACUUGGGGAUAUAAUUUAAUACUCAUAUGUAGCAGCAUUAAUUUGAAAUGUGAUUUUUAUAUUCCUGACUA
Asparagus officinalis (garden asparagus) is the source of this 1220-nucleotide messenger RNA. Its product is annotated as protein farnesyltransferase/geranylgeranyltransferase type-1 subunit alpha. The record is from RefSeq and is a predicted model, not a curated record. Lineage: Eukaryota; Viridiplantae; Streptophyta; Magnoliopsida; Asparagales; Asparagaceae. Gene Ontology annotation, cellular component: cytoplasm; CAAX-protein geranylgeranyltransferase complex; protein farnesyltransferase complex. Gene Ontology annotation, molecular function: CAAX-protein geranylgeranyltransferase activity; protein farnesyltransferase activity. Gene Ontology annotation, biological process: protein geranylgeranylation; protein farnesylation.